Molecule: messenger RNA, 1389 nt
Organism: Adineta steineri
Lineage: Eukaryota; Metazoa; Rotifera; Eurotatoria; Adinetida; Adinetidae
Source: the annotation of a GenBank genome assembly
AGUAUUUUACUUAGUAUCCCAUCUCUGUCUCUUACAGAUUAUAUUAUUAAUGAAUUAAAAAGCGUUUCAUCUUUCUCAAUUUGUUAUGAUGCUUCCAAUAAAGGAAAUGCUAAAAUGGUUCCAAUUGUAGUGCAAUUCUUUUCAAAAACGGGUGUCAAACAUGGUAUUCUUGAAUUUAUUGAACAAAUGCAUGAAUCAGCUGAUGCUCUAAUUACAAAUAUUAAAUACGUUUUGGAAGCGAAUGAAUUAAAAUUGAAUCAAUUAGUUUCACUUGGAUCUGAUAAUACUAAUGUUAAUGUUGGCUGUCAUCAUAGUGUAUUUGCUUUAUUUGAAAAACUUAUACCUGGUGUAAUAAAAGGAUCAUGUUACUGUCACGUGCUACACAAUUCGGUUAAGCACGCAAAUGAACAUUUGCUGUUUGAUAUUGAAACAGCAUUGUUGAAAAUAUAUUCUCAUUUUUGCAGAUCAUCUGUUCGCUCACAAGAAUUAAUAAAAUAUCUUGAAUUUGUUGACAAAGAACAGCAGGUUAUACUGAAACAUAUUAAAUUGAGAUGGUUAAGUCUUCUAUCAUCUAUUGAACGUCUCAUUAGUGUUCAUCCAAUUGUUAAAAGUUAUUUUUUAAAUCUGCAUAGUGAUGAAUGUCCGGCGCUUUUGUUAGAAUUUUUUACAUCACAUAACAGUGAAUGUACGUUGUUCUUUUUAACAAAUAUUUUACCAGAAGUACAAAAUGCAAAUUUAUUAUUACAACGUGAAUAUACAACGGGUGUUAAUAUACAUGACAUUAUUACAAAUUUACUUCGUAAAUUAAAGAAUCGUUUACAGAAUGAAAUUUUUGGUUGUAAAGUUGCUCAAUUGCUUGAGGAUUAUCCAAUAAAACAAGUUGAUGAUUUAAAAAAAUCAUUUAAAGUAUUUAUUCGUUCAGUAAUCGAUUAUAUUGAGAAAUAUUACAAUAAUUAUAAGUCAUUUUUUCAAUCAAUUUCUGUUUUCGCUGAAGUUGAUAUUGAAAAAAUCGAUUGGCGAAGCAUUCAACAAUGCUCUACUUUUGUUGCCAAUCAAACAAUUGAUCUUGAUGAUUUAUGUAAUGACUUUAGUCAUAUCAAAUCAAAAUAUUUUGAUUUAAAACAAAGAUCUGGUGGAAUUACAACACAAGUACAAUCAUUUAUUGUUUCGAAUUUGGGCCAAUCAAAAUAUAAUGGUGCAUCAGUUGGAGAUGGAGCAAAAUUAUGUAGUGAUUGUGAUCUUCAAGGUGAUCUUGAUGAUAGUGACACCAAUGAUGAUGAACCUGAUGCUAAAGUUUACAAACAUAAGAAAACAAAUAAAUCAAUUCGACCUGAUCAUUUAUGGGCCUUUUUACUUGAUAAUGAACAUGUACCUAAUUUACGAAAUUAG